Micromonas commoda is the source of this 660-nucleotide messenger RNA. RefSeq lists its product with no specific name. The record is from RefSeq and is a predicted model, not a curated record. Gene Ontology annotation, cellular component: cytoplasm. The transcript has a single exon. The annotation marks the transcript as partial. Lineage: Eukaryota; Viridiplantae; Chlorophyta; Mamiellophyceae; Mamiellales; Mamiellaceae. Gene Ontology annotation, molecular function: protein binding.
AUGCACAACGACCACCAGCUCGAGCAAGCACGCGCUCCGAGGACGCAAAACACCGCGCUACAUCUCGCCGCCGCGCAGGGGUCGCUGCAGAUCUUGAAGCUGCUCAUCCCCGUGUACACGCAGCACGCGUUUGGGGCGAGGAAGAACCUGAACUCGCAGAACGCCAAUAGAGAUACGCCCCUCCUGUUCGCCUGCGCGCGUGGUCACGCGGGUGCUGCCGCGAUGCUCAUCAAGGCCGGCGCAUCCGUCGACUUUUUUAACGACGACAAAAUGACUCCGCUCAUCGCCGCCGCGUCCAGCGGGCACCACACUUGCGUCGAGCUCCUUCUGAGACACGGAGCUGAGAAGACGACUGACGCUGAGGAUGCGUUUGGAAGGAGGGCGCUACACUUCGCAGCUGCCACUGGUAACGUGGAGAGCGUCAAGCUUCUGCUCGAUACUGGCGCGGACGUAUUCGCGAGGGACCGUAACGGCAAUUUGCCGCGGGACGCCGCGAUGGAGGUUCAGGGGGGUAACAACGCCUGCCUCGGGCUCCUCGACGACGCGAUGCGGGAACGAGAGGAUGCAAGCUCGGCGGCGACAAGGGAUCUGCUCGUGAGCAGUGGAAAUGAGGCGGGGAGCGAAGCUGAAUUUACCGCAUCGAUCAAGGGAUCAUCCAGC